This is a messenger RNA of Pieris napi, 3380 nucleotides long. RefSeq lists its product as uncharacterized. NCBI's taxonomy places the organism in Eukaryota, Metazoa, Arthropoda, Insecta, Lepidoptera, Pieridae. The transcript has 6 exons. Bases 100 to 2517 code for a protein of 805 amino acids. The record is from RefSeq and is a predicted model, not a curated record. Gene Ontology annotation, molecular function: zinc ion binding; nucleic acid binding.
UUAUAAUUUGUCAAUUUAUGUCACAAUAUUACGUAGGUAUCAAUAUUCAAUGGACAAUCAACAAUGUCAAGUAUGUACACUGAUUAGGUGAUCGUUAGAAUGAUAAAGUCAAAAAAGAAAAGAAGAGUCACUGAUGACAAGAUGGCCCCCUUUUUCAGUAAACACACAAUCUUGUCUGGUCAUAUUGAUUUUUAUUGUUUAGUUUGCGAAAAUCGUUUUUUGACAGAAGAAGAUACAAUUAAACAUAUUAUAACAGAUUCUCAUGAACAGCAAUUGGGGAAGACAAUAUAUGAGUCUAAAGAUGAUGGCAUUAAAAAAAUCAAACUAUGGUAUUUCUGUGAAUUUUGUAGUAUAGUCUUGAAAACCAAAGCUAAAGUAAGAUUACAUAUUGUGGAAAUGCAACAUGUUGCAAACAAAAAAGACCAGUUCAUAAAAAGAUAUGGAAAUGUUUUAAUUGCCUUUGACGAUGUAUACAUUGAUAAUGAAGCCUGGGAAGGUUUGUGUGAUAGCACAUGCAUUCUUUGUAAUAAUGAGUAUGAAGAUGUUUCAGAACACUUAAAAGAUCCCAUACAUCAUAUAAACUUUAUGCAAAGUAAUAUUGAAUUUCAGAACAAAAAUAUUUUCCGUCUGGUAGAUGAGGAAUCUUUUCAUUGUAUUACCUGCAAUUCUCAAGAAGCCUUGCCAGUUAAUACACAUUUUGAUGCUUCACAACAUAUAGAUAUGUAUUUAAAAUGUCAAAUGCAAGCAGCUAAACUCGUUGAUGAUCAAAACAGUGGUGAAGAAAUAUCAGCUAAAGAAAAUGAAGUUCAACAAAAAAUUGAUAUUCCUGAACUUGCUAGUAAAGAAAAAGCUAUACCUUUGGAUAUUCAAACAGAUCUCUUAAAUAUGCAAAAUGAAGAUGUGGAAAUAAAUUUUCCUAUACCAUUGUCUGAGUUAAAAAAAACUAUAUAUACAGAUGAAAAAUCUGAUCAUCCUGAAGAAAUUGUAAAUAAUACAGUCGAAACAAAUGCUUACGCAAUUGAAAACACUGUAUUUAAUUUAAAAGAAGAAGAAGAAAUUAUUUGUAAAGUUCUCGAUGCUAAUAACUAUAUUAUAAUAAAAUAUGAGGGACCCGGGAAAUGGUGCAUUUUAUGCGAUUGGGUUAUUGCUUCAUUUGAAAUAAAUGCACAUUUGACUAGUGCACACCAUAAAAAUAUUCUUAAACUACAUAAAAUGCGUAUUCAAAAAUCAAAGAACCAGGGAUAUAAAAACAAAACUCCAGUUGAACAAAAUAAAACUUUAAAGCCAUCAAACAUAGAGACUGGAAAUGAAAACAUUAAAGAAGAAUUUGAGGAAAUGGCAAAUGAGGUGCCUCAACAGAACUCAACACUUAAUUCUCCCCUGGUCUCACUCAAUAAGCCUGAAAAAAAUUCAACUAAACUUCAACAUAAUAUGAUUGUAGAUGCUUUAGAAAGAUUCCAGAAUAAUCAUAUUGAAAUUAACUUUACUAAAACGAUAGCGAUGUGUAGACUAUGUUCCACAAAAGUUGAUUUUAAUUAUAUUUCAAUUGAAGAACAUAUAGGUCAACAUGAGAAAAAGAUUAAUGAGUCAGGCCCAAAAGAAAAUUCCAAACAAGUUGAAAAUGAUUCUUGCCAGACACAACUGACUGACAGAACACUUAUAAAUUCAUUAAAACAGUUUCAGAAAAAUUAUAUUAAUAUCAAUUUUGAAACUAAGCAGGUGACAUGUAAGAAAUGUUCUAUAAAUUUAUCUUUUGAUUACGAUACUGUAAAAGGUCAUAUUUUUACACAACACAUGGACAACCUUAAAGAUAAACCAAAGACAAAACAAGAAAGUGAUACACUAUUAAAUUUAACUCCUCAAAUAAAUGAAGAAGAAAACUAUGCAAACAAAAACAACUUUAAACAUUUACCGGAUCAGAAUUUAGUUUCUUGUGAAAUAUGUAAAAUACAAGUUUCAUUUUCCUUAAAAGAUAUGGUAGAUCAUAUACAUUCAAAUGCACAUAAAUCACAAGUUGAAGCAAAUAAAACUAAAAUUGAAACUAUACCUUUAAGUGUAUUCAUCCAAACAUUAGUAACAGUAAAAACUGGUAUUUUCAAAGAUCACAUUAUAAAUAAUGAAAUUUGCAUGAAUGUACUGAGUUUUAUCUUGCUCACUAGCAUUCCAGAAGUGAAUAUGUAUAAAUGUCUAUGUUGUGAUUUGUAUCUUCAUGAAGACGAGUGGUUGCCGCAUACAAAAUCAAAAGAUCAUCUUGACGUGUUAACUUAUAUGAAAGUUGUGAUCAAUGUAAAAGAUGAAUUUAUACGACAACUACCCUCUAAUCACUAUCACUGUGGGUUUUGCAAUAUAAUAGUUAAUUGUUGGCAAGAUGUGUCAACUCAUUUAAGUACAAUAUCCCAUAAACAGUGUAAAAUUUCAGCAAAAGCCAGAUUACAAUCAUAUACUUCAUCAAUUGCUGAUUAUGAGGGUAAAGUGAGUAAUGAAUCAAGAUUUUUUUAUGAAUUUAUUUUAAAAUAAUUUUUUCAUGUAAUAUAUAUUUUUAUUUUAACUUUACAUAUAAGAUAAAAGGCUUUGUUACUCUAUAUGCCUAUACCAAAGGGAAUGGAUUUCACUAUUUGCACCUGUUAAUGGGAAUUAGUAUUAUUAUUUGUUGUUUAAGUUUAUAUUUUAAUAAACAUUUUGAGAUGGUCAAUAUUUAUUUCGAGAGAUGAAUAUGAAGAUUUAAUAGAAAUGUAUUCAAAUAAAAUAAGUUAGUACUUGGCUUUUGUACUUGUAGUUUGUUACUCUAGACCAGCAGGGCUACUGUGUAAAACCGAUUUCCAAAUGUUGCCAAUCUAACAAAGUAUGAUCGAAUAACUAUAACCACUAACGACGAAAGUCAAUUUCAUGUUGUUCUUUCAUUAUUGCGCCAGUUUAGCAGAUUAAGGGAAUUAUGUGGUACGAAAACUUGAUAUCGACGUCAUUAAUACUGUAGAUUAAUAAGGAUACAAUAUAAAAUUUGGUUAUUAUUUGUGAAAUCGGUUCAGAUUUAAAGUACAAGGAUAUGAUAUAAAAAGUAUAAUCUACAUAUAAGUAUUAACGACACUGAUUUCAAUGUUUUAUCUGUAGUGUAGUUUUGUAUAUGAUAUUUUUUGAUACUCGAUCUCUAGUGAAAUUGUAAGAAAUUACAUUUUACUGACUUUUGUAAAUAGCUUUUAAUUAUACUGUAAUUGAUAAAACUCGUUUGGUCAACGUGGAAACGUUGCUAGUUUUGAAAAAGAUAAUAGGCUAAGUCAGUCACGGUAAGUGCAGCGUAAUCUCUUAAAAACUGCCAUUCAUUCGCCACGCUAUGGCUCUUUGUAAGAUAUUUUAACUUGUCAUAAAUAAAGACUUAAUCAAAA